This is a messenger RNA of Carassius auratus (goldfish), 2474 nucleotides long. Its product is annotated as sialic acid-binding Ig-like lectin 12. The record is from RefSeq and is a predicted model, not a curated record. NCBI's taxonomy places the organism in Eukaryota, Metazoa, Chordata, Actinopteri, Cypriniformes, Cyprinidae.
AUAUUUUCUUUUCUCCAUCUGAAGUAACUGAGUAUCUGUAGACAGUCCUGUCUAUAAAGAAAUUAAAACAUGACUGCAUGUGAAAAUCAUAAGCAUAUUCUGGAAUCUCUUUGAAAAUGUGAAAUACUUUGCAUGUUCUCAAAUCUCUUUUUACUUCCUCUUUUUCUGUUUGAGUAAUUCUCAUGCACUGGCAGAUGCUGCUUUAUUUGUCCUUUCCUUUUUAUUAUAUUCUUUAUGAAAAUGAUUUGGAAGAAACAAUUCAGGGUAAAAUGCAAUUGAAAAGCGUUCAUCUUCAAGAGACUUCAUCUUAUGAUUGUAAUGUUCUGCUUUGCUUCAUCUCUGAAAAAUGAUUUCGUGAGAUUGACCUUCACAGAAGCCAAAAAAAAAAAAAAAAGCACUGCACAUUGAUUCUGUUGUUGCUAUGCUGAUGUCAGGCGGAUGGCUUCUCUUCUACUUUUGAUCUUUCUGCUCAUGAUUCCGGAUGUUUUUAGUGAAAAAGAUUGGGGUGUGAGUUACAAUCCUUCACAAAUCUGUGCACUAAAGACCUCAUCAGUGACAAUAAACUGCACUUAUACAUACCCUACUGGAUAUGAGAUUGAGAAAGUGUUCUGGACCAAAACAACUGUUAGAAAUACUGAUAAUGAGUUUCCAGAUCUGUCUAAGGAUCCUGAAUACAGUCAGAGGCUUCAGUAUCUGGGAGACAAACAGCAGAACUGCACCAUCAGACUGAGUCAUGUGACACAGAACGACCAACACAUGUACUGUUUCAGAUUCACAACUGAUAAACCUGAUGGAAAAUGGACUGGUGAUCCAGGAGUGACUCUUACUGUGACAGAUCUUCAGGUGGAGGCUCCUGAGAGAGUGACAGAGGGUCAUAAUGUCCGUCUGACAUGUAAAAGCAGCUGCACUCUGACUGACAGAGCAACAUUCAUCUGGUACAGAAACUCACAGCCAUUAACUGAGAGAAGAGACAGAAACAAUCAACUCCUGCUGCAGUCAGUCAGAAGAGAGGAUGCAGGCAGAUACAGCUGUGCUCUACAUGGACACACUUACAUCUCUCCUGCUGCUCAGCUCAAUGUCAACUAUGCACCAAAAAAUGUCUCAGUGUCUAUAACUGGAUCAGGUGUAAUAGUGGAGGGAGAUUCAGUGACUCUGAUCUGCAGCAGUGAUUCAAACCCUCCUGCAGAAAUCAGCUUUGUAGGAUCUGGAAGAAUCUACAGCAUCUCAAAUAUCAGAUCUGAUCACAGUGAAGAAUACAAGUGUAGAUCCAUCAAUGAACAUGCAGAGAAAUACUCUGAUGCUGUGACUUUAAACGUCAUGUAUCCUCCCAGGAACGUCUCAGUGUCUAUAAAUGGAUCUGGUGUAAUAGUGGAGGGAGAUUCAGUGACUCUGAUCUGCAGCAGUGAUUCAAACCCUCCUGCUCUGAACUUCAGCUGGUUUAAGGAGAAUCAAAGCUCAGCUGUUGGAUCUGGACAGAGUUUCAGUGCACUACAGAGUGGACGCUUCUACUGUGAGGCUCACAAUCAACAUGGAUCUCAGAGAUCAGACGCUGUUACUGUCACUGUACAUGGAAGGAAGUUUCUGUAUGCAGUUGCUGGAGUCACUGUUAGACUGGGAGGUUUCAUUUUCAUCAUUGUGUGGCUCAUGAAGAAAAAACACAGACCUGAUCACAUCACACAAAAGCAGGAUGAUCUUUAUGUCAACAUAUCAGCUCAUGAUGGACCUCUGUCUGAAUCUGAUCCUGCGAAUCAAAACAAUGUCCUCUAUUCUUUAAUUACUCUCAAAAAUAUCAGCAGAAAUCAAACUGAAGAAAAAGUGUCUGAUUCCGAAGAUACAGAAGAAAUCCAGUAUAUAACUGUCCUGUACCAUAGAAACAUAGGGAUGAACCAACUGGAAGAGAAUGAAAGUCAGUAUGACAACAUUAGAAAAUACCAGUCUAAUGCUGCCAUGAGGUGAGAAACUCAAUCAUUACAUGUUGAUAACAUAUUUAGAUUUAAUCAUAGCACUUCUGAGGACACUUGAGUGGUUUUCAUUUAGCACUUUCAUUGGUUGAGGUUGAGUUUGCAUGCAGGUAGUACUGAUCUGUAAAGGUCACUGAUGCUGUCUCUAAAUAUAUUAAUUUCACAUAUCUGGUCAGAAGGUGGAGGAUCAGUCUGUGAUUUACAGCACAGUCAAAUGAUCAACAAAUCAGUUUGGUGAAAUUUUUGUUCCUGGAAAAACUGAUUUCCAUGUUGACAUCGCCCUCAUAUGUAAUGGGACUGUGGUACUGCUAUCCUGAUGCUGGAAUUGAAUUUCCUCUUUGUGGCUUUGCUUAAGAGCUGGAUUAUGACAUGUUGUUGAAAAGAGCAUUUUCUCUCACUAGUCGUUUGAUCCAAAUGUUACUUAAAUCUUAAAUUCUUCAUCCAGUUUGUAUGAAAUUUAGAGACCCUUCUGAUAAAAUGUUGGGAAAUGCAGAUUAAAUUUUGGCAACAUAA